ACGAGCGCCGUGGCGCCCACGAGAUUAUAAAACAAAACGUUGGGAAUGGGCAGAAAUUACAAGGUGUUUCGAAACACGAAUAAAAUGAAAUUAAAAUGAUGAAUUUUUAAAACUCUGCAUCGUUUAAUCACAUUCGAAACCUCGUAACUCUGCUAUAAGAAGUCUUGGGAUACGUUUGUAUUUUUUAAAUAGAAUUUCAAUUUAUAAGAAUUGGUGUUCAUCGGCGUUCAUUGGUGUAUGUUUCUAUUAAUGUAUGUAAAAAAAAAUGCGUCAGCUUUAAUCGCACGAAAUAUAGUUAUCGAGUGGGUGUGAGGCGAAUACGCUUAUUGUCAAGGAAUAAUGAUAACGAGGUAAUCCGACCAUAUAUGGAGAGAAUUCCUCAGAAAUGCAUGAAUAUGCAUUUCUAAAAGACAAGUGCGUUUUAGUUAUGUACAAUGUGGAGUGUUUUAUAUAAAUAUUUUUAUAUAUUUUGGGCCACAUUUUUGCAUAUGUUGAUUUUGUUAAAUAACUUUUGUAUAAUGUAUCUUCCUAAUUAUGCCAUAAAUAUCAAUCAUUGAUAAGUGACUUUACAAAAAUGCAUUUUUCUAUACCAGAUACGCAAGAAUUUAUCGAUACAGCUGGUAAUACAUAUGUGGGUUAUAACAUUCAUAUAAAUGGAUUGUUCCAUUGUACAGUGAGGUAUAAACAGCUGCACAAUCUUCACGAACAGUUGACAAAGGAUCUGGAUGUACCUAUUCAGUCAUUUCCACCAAAAAAGUUUUUUCCUUUAACGGUAAGCCAGCAAGAAGAGCGCCGUCUAGCUUUGGAAAAAUAUAUUCAGUCGAUAGGACAAAAUGUUGUGGUCAACGAUUCAGGGGUACUGAAUGCAUUCUUGUUAAAUGCUCAGCAAGAAACUAUAGGUGGACUAUCCAAAAAUGAAUUCGUGGACAUUUUUCUCAUGAAUGGCUGUAAGAUAACAAUAAAUAUUUCCACAGGAGAUCAUUCUGGAAUUGUUUUAAAGAAAGUCUACAAACAUCUUAAACUACUAGAACAAUAUCAUUUGUAUUUUGCAUUGUUCAUUGUUGCUCAAGAUGAAGGUAAUAGUGUCUACUUAUUACGAAAAUUACAAGAUUUUGAAUCUCCGUUUAUAACGAACAAACAUAUACACACUAUUGGUAGUAGGAUUGUGCUAGGAAAGAAUUACUGGGAUGUAGGAUAUGAUCUUGAACUAAUGAAUAAUGCAGUAGCAAUGAAUUUAUUAUAUAUUCAAGCAGUUGCAGAAAUUCAAAGAGGUUGGAUUCUUGUUGCAGAUGAAUUGAAAGAUCAUCUGACUACUUUAAAGAAUCAUGGGAAGAAAAAAGAAUAUCUGGAUAUAGCGCGUACUUUAAAGUAUUAUGGGUACAUUCAGUUUGCUCCAUGUUCUUGUGAUUAUCCACAAUCAGAUUCAAAAGUACUGGUUGCUAUAGGUAAAAAUGAAUUAAAUUUGCGUACAUUAUCAGACGAACAACAAAGUGAAGAAAUGUUCAAAGUUUCUCGAAUGCGUUGCUGGCGAAUUACGACUGUACAAAGUAGUCUCGAAAGGUGCAACGAAAGUGAUGACUUUAGCUUGGAAUUAUCUUUUGAAUACUUAAUAGCUAAGAAUCAGCUACAAUGGAUUACAAUUACUUCGGAUCAAGCUAUUUUAAUGUCCGUGUGCUUGCAAGCUAUGAUCGAUGAAUUACUAUUAAAGAAUGCAAGUGGCAGUAGAGCUCAGGAUUUAUCCAGGAAACCUUGGACAUAUGUUAUGAGAGAUGGACAGAGUGUUUCAAUGGGAUCAAGUUCUGAUGAACAAUCUGAAGAGAAUAAAAAAGAUGAUUGUAUCAAGCAGCCUACUAAAUCGGAACCGAUUAUGAAAAGACUUGCGGAUAGACUAUCAGUGGUAAGAAUAAAAAAGUCCAAUAACGUUAAAGAUAGCGCAAAUGGUAACUUUCAAAAGAAACAUAUAUCGGAAUGUGAUAUUAUGGAAAAUAAUGCAUUUAACAUGAUCGGUGAUGACGAUUUAUGAAUAUACGAAAAUAAUGUGAUAAGACGGUGAUAAGGUAUGCCUUAUAAAUAUUUAAAUAGUUUUAUAAAGCUUUUCAAAUGAUAUUAAUAUAUUUUUGAUGACGCGCAAUCAAGUGAUAUAAAUUUAGAAAAUUCGAAGGAUACAUUUUUUAUUUAUAUACUAAUGACACAACAAUUUUAUGUGUAGUUUUGAGAUGGUUAUGCUACUUUUAAUGAUAAUAAAGUACAUAAAAACUACAAGCUUUAAGUGCUCGAUAAAAUUGUAACAAUUUUGUUUGUACAAAUAUUAU
This is a messenger RNA of Hylaeus volcanicus, 2312 nucleotides long. It is a transcript of the gene Snx17, whose product is annotated as sorting nexin-17. The record is from RefSeq and is a predicted model, not a curated record. Gene Ontology annotation, molecular function: phosphatidylinositol binding. The coding region runs from base 575 to 2023 and encodes 482 amino acids. The transcript is spliced from 9 exons. Gene Ontology annotation, biological process: intracellular protein transport. Lineage: Eukaryota; Metazoa; Arthropoda; Insecta; Hymenoptera; Colletidae. Gene Ontology annotation, cellular component: early endosome.